This is a messenger RNA of Zingiber officinale, 2228 nucleotides long. Its product is annotated as pentatricopeptide repeat-containing protein At3g59040-like. Gene Ontology annotation, molecular function: protein binding. Bases 335 to 2149 code for a protein of 604 amino acids. The record is from RefSeq and is a predicted model, not a curated record. NCBI's taxonomy places the organism in Eukaryota, Viridiplantae, Streptophyta, Magnoliopsida, Zingiberales, Zingiberaceae. The transcript is spliced from 7 exons.
CUCCAUGUAAUUCGAGUUCCCGUCGCCUGCGCUACCCGGAGAUCCCCCCAUUGUUGAGAUCCAACAGCGGUCGCGUCGAAGAGCUAGCACCACUUCCAUCGCCUCCGACGGAAAGAGGAACCAUGGCAUAAAGCACAAAAUAUUUCUUGUAUCAAAUCCACCGUUGGAUCCGAAUUGGUCAAGCUUAAGACUGAGGUCAACAUGAGGUUUGAGGGGUUUACAGACGGAGUAUGAUGUCAUCUGACAACCGAAGCCGAUAAGGCGUCCUCAUCCUCGCUCUUCAGUUUCCCCUUUCCUCUCGCUCUCGCUCUCGCGCUCGCUUCCCUGAUCUCCAAUGGAAGCAAUAAGCCCUCGGUCUUUGCUCUCUUUCUCUUCCCAACUAUGCAAGCCAAGGAUGCGUGUGGCAGGGAUUCCUCAGCCCCAGAAUAUAAAAGUAAAAAGAAGUUUUGAGAUAAUUUGUCAUGCCAUGUUGGCGCCGAGGAAGCAUAUGCAGAGAAAGAAAGUGGAAGUUUAUAAAGAUGCUGCUGAUGCUGCUAACCAGAGAAAUUGGAGAAAAUUGAUGGCGGAAAUAGAAGAAUUAGGCUCAGCUGUGCCUGUCCUUAAGACCCGAAGGGCUAAAGAAGAUGCACUGCCUAGAGAUCUUGUUCUUGGGACGCUUGUAAGAUUUAAGCAACUAAAGAAAUGGGACAUUGUUAGCGAGAUUCUUGAAUGGCUUAGAACUCAACACUGGUGGGAUAUUAGCGUGAUGGAUCUUUUAAUGCUUAUAACAGCUUAUGGUAAGCUUGGAGAUUUUAACAGGGCUGAGAGAGUAUUGAGGUACAUGAACAAAAAAGGUUAUUCUCCUAGUGUGAUUUCACAUACUGCUUUGAUGGAAGCAUAUGGGAGAUCUCAUCAGUACCGGAAAGCUGAAUCAAUAUUUCGUAGGAUGCAGUUGUCAGGGCCAGAUCCUUCACCAAUAACUUAUCAGAUAAUUCUUAAAACUUUUGUUGAGGGUGACAUGUUUAAGGAAGCUGAAGCAGUUUUUGAAAGCCUUUUGAAGGAAGAAAGAUCUUCUUUUAAGCCAGAUCAGAAAAUGUUCCAUAUGAUGAUUUACAUGUAUAAGAAAGCUGGGAAUUCUGGUCAGGCUCGUAGGAUUUUUGCUCUCAUGGAUGAGAGAGGAAUCCCUAAAUCUGCAGUCACAUAUAACAGCCUAAUGUCAUUUGAAACUGAUUAUAAGGAAGUCUCGAGAAUCUAUGACCAGAUGCAAAGAGCUGGAGUAAAACCUGAUGUUGUUAGCUAUGCGUUGCUUGUAAGUGCUUAUGGAAAGGCUAGAAGAGAGGAAGAAGCAUUGUCAGUUUUUGAGGAAAUGCUUGAUGCUGGUGUCAGGCCAACACGGAAAGCUUAUAACAUUCUGCUUGAUGCCUUCGCAAUAUCUGGAAUGGUAGACCAAGCUCGGACAGUCUUCAAGAGUAUGAGGAGAGAGAAGUACAAUCCUGACCUUUGCUCCUAUGCAACCAUGCUAUCUGCUUAUGUAAAUGCAUCUGAUAUGGAUGGGGCUGAGAAGUUCUUUCGCCGGAUUAAAGAGGAUGGUUUGAAACCAAAUGUGGUUGUCUACGGAACCUUAAUGAAAGGCUAUGCCAAAUUGAAUAACCUUGAGAAAGUAUUACGCGUAUACGAGAGAAUGAAUUUGCAAGGCGUUGAGGCCAAUCAAACCAUCUAUACCACCAUCAUGGAUGCCCAUGGCAAGAACUCUGAUUUUGGAAGUGCUGUCGUAUGGUUCAAAGAGAUGAGUGCCCAUGGGCUCCCACCUGACCAGAAAGCAAAGAAUAUACUUCUGUCUUUGGCUAAAACGGCAGAAGAGAAGAUUGAAGCUAAUGAGCUGGUGGGUAAUGCUAAUGUUAGUUCAAACGAUUCACCAAAUGAACAACUUAAGUUUCUUGGUAGUGAAGAGCAUGGAAAUCAGAUCAAUGAUUCAGAAAUAAAACAUCCUGAAAGAUUCGAAGCUGCUUUUGAUCAAUCAGAGGUAAACAGAAAUGAGUUAACUGACAUAGGUGACGAUAAUGAUGAUUAUGAAGAGGGAGUUGCAGGGCGAGUGCACGAGGAAGCAUGCGAGAUUGAUUUUGUUUCAUUGAAAAGAGAAAAGAGCCGUUAUUCAGAAGAGGCUUGUUAAAAUAAAAACCGAUUGUAAUAUUCCUAUUACCAAUUUAUUAUUGGCAUUAUUGGGUCGAUAUUUUCUGUUUGUUUAUCAA